This is a messenger RNA of Manis pentadactyla (Chinese pangolin), 3112 nucleotides long. RefSeq names its product olfactory receptor 5G3-like. NCBI's taxonomy places the organism in Eukaryota, Metazoa, Chordata, Mammalia, Pholidota, Manidae. Gene Ontology annotation, cellular component: membrane. Bases 792 to 1730 code for a protein of 312 amino acids. Gene Ontology annotation, molecular function: odorant binding; olfactory receptor activity; G protein-coupled receptor activity. The record is from RefSeq and is a predicted model, not a curated record. The transcript is spliced from 3 exons. Gene Ontology annotation, biological process: G protein-coupled receptor signaling pathway; sensory perception of smell.
UUCUGUUGAAUCAGUGUGAUCGGUUGCUAUCUACCUAUGUAUAUGUUUAUAAAGUGCUUUGAGCUCCUUGGGGAGUCACUUUAUAUGAGUGCAUGUAAGUGUAGUUAUGAUUAUCACUGGCUGAUCUGCUUUCCAGAAGGGUUCAUUUGGCUUGGGGCACACCCUGGCUCUGUGAAUGGAGUUACUGUAUGAAUGACACACCCAUUUUUCCCAGUGUGACUGUUCUGAAACACUGCUUUAUCAUUCCAACAAAGUUUGUUUGAAAAAUGCCCCAAUUAGCUGCUAGCUCUUUGGCAUUGAAGAGUUUCAUUGUCUCCGUGCAGACAUUCAGGAAGGACUGCUUUAGUGACAACCACUCCCAGACUUAGUUGGCUCCUUGUCUGCUGGUGACUGGCUGGCCCUGGUCUUGCCAUGGGCCGGAUUCAGGUGGAGCAAUGUGGCCUCAUAUUCUCACAAACUCAACACAAUCCCUUACUCUGUGGUCCCAGCUGAUGCCUUAUCUCAUAGGGAGAAACAAGAAAUGGAGAUUUAUUCCUGAAAAGGAAAACGUGAACAUCCAAGACUCUGUGUUCAGCUAGCCAAAGAAGAGAUGGGAAAGCUAGAGGCAAGAGCAGGCCCUUCAAGAUGGGGAAUCUGCCUUCUUUAUCAAGGAACUAGAAAGUCAUGCCUCUUGGGAAAGGUUCCCACCGUGAGCUGAAUGUUCCAUCUUUACUUCUAGAAAAUGAUCACCUCCUUUGAACUAGUUAAUGGAGAUACAUCAAGGAUAUCCUUAAAGAAAUUACAACUGACCAAUGGGAGAUAAGAAUCAGACAACAGUGACUGAAUUUCUCUUCUUGGGCCUCACAGGGCAUCCCCUUCAGCAGAUUGUCCUCUUUGUCACACUUCUCUUUGUCUAUCUUGUCACCCUCGGAGGUAACCUGGGGAUGAUCACCCUCAUAUGGAUGGAUCCCCGACUCCACACUCUUAUGUACUUUUUUCUUAGCCACUUGUCCUUUGUAGAUAUUUCUUCCUCUUCUUCUAUUGCCCCCAAGAUGCUAUGCGAUAUCUUUGCAGAGAAAAAAGGCAUUUCUUUCAUGGGUUGUGCUGCACAGAUGUGGGUCUUUGGACUCUUUGUGGCAACUGAAUGCUUCCUCCUGGCUUCCAUGGCCUAUGAUCGGUAUAUGGCCAUCUGUAAGCCCCUAUUGUACACGCUCAUCAUGUCCCAGAGGGUCUGCGUGCAGCUGGUGGCGGGGCCUUAUGCCAUGGCUCUUCUGAGCACCAUGACGCAUACGGUUCUCACUUUUUGCUUACCCUUCUGUGGUCCAAAUAUCAUCAACCACUUCUUCUGUGAUAUUUCACCACUGCUUUCCCUAGCGUGUGCAGACACCUGGGUCAAUAAGUUGGUGCUUUUCAACUUGGCUGGAGCCAUAGGAGUGUUCAGCGGCCUGAUGAUCGCGGUCUCCUAUGUUUGCAUCCUGGUGGCCAUCUUGAAGAUCCAGACUGCUGACGGGAGGCAGAAGGCCUUCUCCACUUGUUCUUCUCACCUGGCAGCCGUCUCUCUCCUAGCUGGGUCUCUUUUCUUUAUCUACGUUCGGCCUGGCUCAACUUCCUCCCUGGAUAGCAAUAAAGUGAUUUCCUUAUUUUAUACUGUGGUAAUCCCCAUGUUGAACCCCCUCAUCUACAGCCUGAGGAACAAGGAGGUACAAAAUGCAUUCAGGAGAAAUUUUGAAAGGAAAAAAGUUGAAAGUUGAUAAAAUAGCAUUCUAAUUGUGUUGCACCACAGACAUGAUUCAACAAUUUGUGGUUAACAGACCACUGCACUGAGAAUUAGAAGCUCUCCUUAAUUCCUGGAUCUGUUAGUUACCUGGUCACUUAUAUAUUGUAAAUACUGUUUAUAUUCUUUUAACUUCAGUCUUCUCCUUUGUAAAAUCAUGGGGAAUACAAAAUAAUUUACAGGUAUAUUAAAGGUAUAAAUGUAAUAUAUGCCAGAAGAAAAUCUAGGAGAACAUUUAUAUAUUCUUAUUUGUGGGAAGGCAUUUCAUUCCUGACCAGAAAGGCAAAUGUUAUAAGGAAAUCAAUAUAUAAAUAGAGUUUAUUAAUAAAGGCUUCAUAGACCUUUUUAAAAUUUGAACAAUGAAAGUGAGAAAACAAUUGCAAAACAAGUGACUCACAAUGAGUUAAUGUCCCAAUAGUAGUGUUAGAACAUAUAUGUACACAUACAUAUAUAUAUAUGAAAUACAGUAGAGAAGUAGACCAACAAAUGGAUGGAUAGUUGACACAAUUAGAAAUGAAAUGGCUGAAAAUAUAAAUUUAUAAACAUAUCUAUAAAUUCAACUUCACAGUUGCUCAAAUAAAUGAAAUAUUACAAUGAUAAUAUAAUUCCUUUUUCCUUCUAUCUAAUUGGCAAACAUUGAAAUGAUUAUGUGCAAUGCUGGUCAGGUUACCAUUUGGAUAUGGACAUUGAUUUUACAUUUAGCUACAGUAGCUACAUUUUCAGAAAAUAAUUUUGAUGAUUUCAAUUACAAUGCACACAAUCUUUGACCUAUCUUACAUUUGGAAAUCUACGCUAUAGAAAUACAGAUACCAGACACUAAUGUUGCAGCAUCAUUUAAAGGGGGAAUAAAAGGAAAUGACCUGAAUUUGAAUCAUUAGGGGAAACAUAGCUCUUUGAAACGUUGCACAGCAAAGUAGAGAAAGAAUUAGAUAUUCAUACUUCGGUUUGAAGAAAACUGAUACAAUCGUUGAUAGAUGAAAAAAAUCAAGUCAAAGUUUAACCUGAUCAAACUUUGUAAAAAAAAAAAGGUGGGGUCAGACCUAGCUAAUGUGUAAAAUAUAUUGAUAUGUGCAUAUUUAAAUGAUCGUAUUUUGUUCCUUGGUUUCAAAUCAUGUGCUUAUAUGCUCAGUUAUUUUGCAUUUUAUAGCCAGCAUUGAAAAAUAAAAGUGAUAAUUUGAGGCUUCAUAUAGUAACUUACUCUAGAGAGAGUUUAUGUUUGCUUCUGCCAGGUGAGUAGGACAACUAGUAAUCCAUCCUGGACAAUGUUAUCAGCAGUCUUGGACAAUGUGAAUCGGGGACUGAGAUGAGAGAAACCUGGCUAUGGAUUUUAUGAAGGCUAAUCUGGUUUGUCCACCUUAC